AUUCCACGUUUCUUCAGGCCCUCGACCACGAUUGCACGGCUCAUCUUCUCACAAGGCAAGUCUGCCGAAGGAAAGUAGAAACGAGAGAUGUCUGCACUUUUCAACUUUCAAUCACUGCUCCUUGUCAUCCUUCUAUUAAUCUGUACAUGUACAUACGUCCGGGCCAUUGCGCCCAGGCUUGUGGAUAGGAAUAAGCAGGGCUUUCUCGGAAUUUUCUUCAUGUCUGCCCGAAUAGGAGAACGUCUUUCUCCGUAUGUCUCUCUGGCGUGUAUCGUUAUGGCGAUCACAUUGUUGUGGCAAUGAAAUCAAGCAGAGUUCGAGUCGUAU
Molecule: messenger RNA, 327 nt
Organism: Desarmillaria tabescens
Lineage: Eukaryota; Fungi; Basidiomycota; Agaricomycetes; Agaricales; Physalacriaceae
Product: DUF1242-domain-containing protein
Exons: 4
Coding region: 88-303 (71 amino acids)
Biological process (GO): intracellular transport; protein secretion
Source: RefSeq, a predicted model, not a curated record